AUGGCGCUUUCAGCAGGUCCGGGGAUGCUGGCUGCUCCAGCUUCAGCGCCGGUAGCGCCAGUGCCGGCCCCAGAGGGUGACUACUACAACGCCGAUCUGCCUUCCCGCCAGCCCACGAUUGAUCUCUCAGAUCCAAUCCUCGAGGGUGACGAGACCGAGAGCGAGGGCCCCGUUGAACCCGUUACGCCCACCAGCGGCCGCCAAUCGCAAGACUUCACAUCGCUGAGGAAUGCGCAUGACCAGGAGCAGGACGACCGCAGCAGUUUCAACACACAGUCUGACCAAGCCUUGCAUCAGCAGCAACCUGCCGGCGCUGUGACAUCUGCAAACAAGGCCCCUGUUCUCUCCUCGCCCUCGCGCAAGACGGCGUCCGUCGAAGCCUCCGCGGCAGCCCUGAACCCGGCUCCAGCGGCCAGACCGACCUCUAGCAGCCUCCUGUCUCCUGCAUCGGCAGCAUUUCCUGUCUCAGUCGCAAAGCCAGGCACCGCGUCUUCUGAGCUUGCGCGUACCAACAGCAACAGCAACAGGUCUUUCACAGACCUGACGCCCACUUCGAGCCGACCUUCCAUUCAGGAACCGCCCCCGCCAUCGCGGCGCUCAGCUCGGCUCUCGACUUCCAGCUUCAAGAGCACAAUGACGAACUUCUUUCGCCGUCCCGGCGCACAGGACGCCCCGGUCUUUGAAUCUGGUUCGCCGACUCCCUCAGAGUCUUCCUACCUGCACCGACCUCUCACCAGCACCGCUCGCCCGACCACGCGCUCAAGUCGCUUCUCAUUUACGAGGCCCUCUAACUCUACUACUCGAUCAAACUCGCCCCCUUCUCCCACCAUGGCGGCAUCUCUCGAUGGGGCGCAAGCAGACAAGGCGUCUCUUGUCGACGAGGAUCUGCUCAGCGAGGCCGACUUCAAGAAGAAGAACCGUGCCUCGACCGGGCUCAGCUUGCGGGGCCGCGCCGUCAACUUUGUGGGCACGACAGUCGGCCGCACUGCUGGGCGCCCUAGCAAGGCUGCGUCGCGCCGUGCUAACAGCUUUGACGCUGGAAGUCGCGGGCCGCCUCCUCACCAGCAUGCCAACGUAAAACCCGGCGAUCAGACGUACCCCCCUGAGCGACACCCGUGGGCACUCCCCCCUGAUGUCGGAACCGGCGCCAAGGCCCGUCGCAUGAGCUUGAGCUUACCCGACGAUUUCAACGUGGACGUCGCCGUGCUACAGGACGAGUUCGAAUACCAGAGCAAGCUCCUGGGUCGCCACGGCAAGCAUCUUGGAAAGGGUGCCGCCUCCAAGGUUUCCCUCAUGGUGCGCAAAGGCUUCCCCACUGAGAUGUACGCCGUCAAGGAGUUCCGCAGCAAGUCGAGCCGGGAGAGCAAGGAGGAUUACGACAAGAAGAUCAAGUCCGAGUUCAGCAUCGGCAAGAGCCUGCAUCAUCCAAACAUUGUCGAGACUGUUCGCCUCUGCACUGAUCACGGACGAUGGAACCACGUCAUGGAAUACUGCUCUGAGGGUGACUUGUUCAGCCUUGUGCAGAAGGGCCACCUGAAAGGCGAGGGCAAGCUUAAGGAUCGCCUGUGCCUCUUCAAGCAGCUCAUCCAGGGCGUCAACUAUCUGCACGCCAAUGGCAUCGCCCAUCGCGACAUCAAGCUCGAGAACCUGCUCAUCACCAAGGACAGCAAGUUGAAGAUUACCGACUUUGGCGUCUCCGAAGUCUUCUGUGGCACCCAUCCGGGCCUUCGCGAGUCUGGCGGUCAGUGUGGUAGAAACAUGGGCGAGAUCCGACUCUGCAGCCCGGGGCUGUGUGGAAGCGAGCCCUACAUUGCGCCCGAGGUUCUCCAGAAGAAGGGCCCAUAUGACCCGCGAGCCCUCGAUGUGUGGAGCUCAGCCAUUGUCAUGAUUUACAUGACGUUUGGCGGUGCCAUCUGGUCCAGAGCCGAAGCUGGCAACCUUCACUACGACAAGCUGGUAGCGGGCUGGAAAAAGUGGAACAAGAAGCAUGAGGGCGAAGAGAACGCCACCAUCACCGACACGGACUAUCCCUACUGCCAGGCCCUCGACAUCGGCGUCAACCCUCCAGCUCUGCGACGAAUUCUGCUGCAGAUGCUCAAUCCUGACCCCGACAGCCGUAUCAGCAUCUAUGAGGUCAUCAACAACCGAUGGGUCAAGAAUAUCGAGUGCUGCCAAGUCGAGUCGUACGACGACCCCAAGCUAACGAUUGACGUGACCAAGAAGGAUUACGGCGGCAAGAGCGGUAGCAAAAUCUUCUGCCACAACCACCUUCCGCCCAAGUCGUUUGGCUCUCACUCGUUGGGCAAAAUGCCUGGCCAGGCUGGAUACUAA
Molecule: messenger RNA, 2331 nt
Organism: Trichoderma citrinoviride
Lineage: Eukaryota; Fungi; Ascomycota; Sordariomycetes; Hypocreales; Hypocreaceae
Product: kinase-like protein
Exons: 2
Coding region: 1-2331 (776 amino acids)
Biological process (GO): protein phosphorylation; intracellular signal transduction; intracellular monoatomic cation homeostasis
Molecular function (GO): protein serine/threonine kinase activity; ATP binding
Source: RefSeq, a predicted model, not a curated record